Molecule: messenger RNA, 3154 nt
Organism: Myotis daubentonii (Daubenton's bat)
Lineage: Eukaryota; Metazoa; Chordata; Mammalia; Chiroptera; Vespertilionidae
Gene: PCDHB3
Product: protocadherin beta 3
Biological process (GO): homophilic cell-cell adhesion
Cellular component (GO): plasma membrane
Molecular function (GO): calcium ion binding
Source: RefSeq, a predicted model, not a curated record
UCAAGCAGGAAGGGGAGGCGUUCUCCGGCUGUAGAUCCGGGAAAUCGGGACCCUAGGCGUCUCCACCUAUCCCCGUAGCUGGGACCUACUGGGAGUCAGCAGCUACGCGAGCCGGAGCUGGGUCUGGUUUGCUGGGCGAGCAGAAGGAGAUGGAGGCCAGAGAAGGAAAGGAGCGCUUUCUGAAACAAAGGCAAGUCUUGAUAUUCUUUGUUUUGCUGGGCAUAGCUCAGGCUGGUUCCGCGCCUAGGCAUUAUUCAGUGGCCGAGGAAAUGGAGAGUGGCUCCUUUGUGGCCAAUUUGUUAAAGGACCUGGGAUUGGAGGUAGAUGAGCUAGCUGCGCGAGGGGCCCGCGUCGUUUCCAAAGGGAAAAAAAUGCGUUUGCACUUGGAUAGGCAGACCGGGGAUUUGUUGUUAAAUGAGAAGCUGGACCGGGAGGAGCUGUGCGGCCCUACCGAGCCCUGUGUGCUACCUUUCCAGGUGUUACUGGAAAAUCCUUUGCAGUUUUUUCAGGCCGAGCUACGGAUUAGGGACAUAAAUGAUCAUUCCCCGGUCAUAGAUGUAAAUGACCAUUCUCCAGUAUUCUUUGAAAAUGAGAUGCAGCUGAAAAUCCCAGAAAGCACUCCACCUGGAACAAUCAUUCCACUGGGAAAUGCUGAGGACGUGGACGUGGGAAGAAACGGUCUCCAAAACUACACGAUCACUCCCAAUCCCCACUUCCACAUUCUCACAAACAGCCGUAGGGAUGGAAGGAAGUGCCCAGAAUUAGUGCUGGACAAAGCGCUGGACCGUGAGGAGCAGCCGCAGUUCAGUUUAACGCUCACGGCGCUGGAUGGCGGGUCGCCACCCAGGUCUGGCAACGUUCAGCUCCACAUCCUGGUCUUAGACAUAAAUGACAACGCCCCAGAAUUUACACAGUCGCUCUAUGAGGUUGAAGUUCUAGAGAACAGCCCCGUUAACUCUGUUAUCGUCACUGUCUCAGCUUCUGAUUUGGACACAGGAAAUUUUGGGACAAUAUCAUACUCAUUUGCUCAUGCUUCUGAAGAAAUUUCCAAAACUUUUCAACUAAAUCCCAUUACUGGUGAGAUCCAACUAAUUAAAUACUUGAAUUUUGAGGCAAUUAAUAGUUAUGAGGUUGACAUAGAAGCCAAGGAUGGUGGAGGCCUUACAGGAAAAUCAACAGUAAUAGUUCAGGUAGUUGAUGUCAAUGACAACCCACCAGAGCUGACCUUGUCGUCAAUUACCAGCCCUAUCCCGGAAAACUCGCCAGAGACGGUGGUGGCCGUUUUCAGUGUUUCCGAUCCAGACUCUGGGGACAAUGGGAGAAUGACGUGUUCCAUCCAGAACAAUCUCCCCUUUGUCCUAAAACCAUCUGUAGAAAACUUUUACACCCUUGUGUCCGAAGGAGCUCUAGACAGAGAGAGUCAGGCCGAGUACAACAUCACCAUCACGGUCACCGACAUGGGGACCCCCAGGCUGAAAACCCAGCACAACAUCACCCUGCUGGUGUCCGACGUCAACGACAACGCCCCCGCCUUCACCCAAACCGCCUACACCCUGUUCCUCCGCGAGAACAACAGCCCCGCCCUGCACAUCGGCAGCGUCAGCGCCACAGACAGGGACGCGGGCGCCAACGCCCAGCUCACCUACUCGCUGCUGCCGCCCCACGACCCGCGGCUGCCCCUGGCCUCGCUCGUGUCCAUCAACGCGGACAACGGCCACCUGUUCGCCCUGAGGGCGCUGGACUUCGAGGCGCUGCAGGCGUUCGAGUUCCGCGUGGGCGCCACGGACCGCGGGUCGCCCGCGCUGAGCAGCCAGGCGCUGGUGCGCGUGCAGGUGCUGGACGCCAACGACAACGCGCCCUUCGUGCUGUACCCGCUGCAGAACGGCUCUGCGCCCUGCACCGAGCUGGUGCCCAGGGCGGCCGAGCCGGGCUACCUGGUGAGCAAGGUGGUGGCGGUGGACGCAGACUCGGGCCAGAACGCCUGGCUGUCGUUCCAGCUGCUCAAGGCCACGGAGCCCGGGCUGUUCGGCGUGUGGGCGCACAAUGGCGAGGUGCGCACGGCGCGGCUGCUGAGCGAGCGCGACGCGGCCAAGCACAGGCUGCUGGUGCUGGUCAAGGACAAUGGCGAGCCCGCGCUGUCGGCCAGCGUCACGCUGCACGUGCUGCUGGUGGAUGGCUUCUCGCAGCCCUACCUGCCGCUGCCCGAAGCGGCGGCCGACCAGGCGCAGGCCGACCCGCUGACCGUGUACCUGGUCAUCGCGCUGGCGUCGGUGUCGUCGCUGUUCCUGUUCUCGGUGCUGGCGUUCAUCGCGGUGCGGCUGUGCAGGCGGAGCAGGGCCGCCUGGGUGGGUGGCUGUUCGGUGCCUGAGGGCCCCUUUCCGGGCCACCUGGUGGACGUCAGCGGUACUGGGACCCUGUCCCAGAGCUACCAGUAUGAGGUGUGUCUGAGGGGAGGCUCAGGGACCAGCGAGUUCAAGUUCCUCAAACCGAUUUUCCCCAAUGGUCUGGUUGAAGACAUUGAGCAAGAGUAGUGCAAAACUGCAAUUGCGGGAAUAACUUAGGUUUCAUUAAUAGAAGAAUAAAAUAUAGUUAUUUGGCUAUGAAUACUUUCUUUUAAAAUCAAGAAUCUUUAGUUGAUAAUAAUGUUGAUUAUAUAUUGAUUUUAGUUUCUAUCAAGUUAGUUAAUCCUUGCAUAUUCUUACCUGUUUUCUUUCUUACCAAUGCAGUCUUAAUGCCUCCUUUUCUUUUUCUAAUAGGUGAGUAAAAAUAAAUUCAUUAUGUUUCAAUGUUGACUUCAAAUAGGUUUAUUUUAAGUGACUCAUUUCAAAUUUUAUAUCCAUAGCAAGUGAGAUAAUGUUCCUUAUAAUAUUCCUAAAGCAGCUUUUCUAUGGUUAAUGAAGUUUGUGGAUAGAUAAGAAUGUGUUUUCUUUCAGAUGUUCCAUCUUUAAGGCACAGCAUGUUUUUUGGGGUAUAGUACCUAAAAGAAAGUGAUACAUUUAAUUCGUUUUGUUUUUACAUUUGCAAUUAAUAUUUCAAUGUUGCAUAUGCUUAUAUUGGCUCAAAGUGGACAAAAUAUAGGCUAAUAGGGCAAAUUACUUUUAGGUUUGCUUAAAUUGUAUUCACGAGUUAGGAAAAAUUAAGCACAAGGCAUUUU